AUGGCCAAGAUGUUCCUCUCAGAAAGAGACUCCAUCUCCAGGAAUAUAUUCAGAGAGGAACUAGCUAAACAUCAAGAGAUUCAAAAUCCGAGUUCCUAUGGUAAGGACCAAAGUGACAACAUCAAGAGCCUAGGCAUGGCAGAGAUACUGUUGCAACUAAGCCCAGACACAACACAGGGUACACAACAUCUCCCACCCUGGAAGAAGGACACUGCAACAUAUAAAUAUACAAGCCUACCAAGAGCAAAAGAAGACUGUGCAAGAGAAGAGCCAAGAGCCACAGCCUAUGAGUCAAUCAGGAACACUGAGAUCAUGAGGGCACAAACAUACUACACUGAUAGCAACGCAGAUCCCGAAAAUCAAACUACGGGAGCUGCAGUAUAUUCAAGCAAAUUCACAGCCUGCUGGAGGACCUCCAACCAUGCCUCCACUAUGCAGAAAGAACUAAUAGCAAUAAGACAGGCACUGCUAUACUCGCUAGAGAAUGAAGAAGGGCCUUUAAUUAUCCACACUGAUUCAAAAUCCUCUAUGCAGGCCUUGCAACAAUCAAAAAAUAAAGAAAACAAGGCAAUGCUGGCUGGAAUUAAAAUACUGCUGCAUCAGCACAGCGAAAGAGGAAGACCUGUCACCUUAAACUGGAUACCCAGUCACAUAGGAAUUCCAGGUAACGAGAGGGCCGAUGAACUAGCCAAAAGCACAAAGCACAUUGACAGAGUGCAAAUACAAAUACACCUGCACUGCAACAAAUCAAGAAUGCAAUGA
This is a messenger RNA of Macrobrachium nipponense, 762 nucleotides long. RefSeq lists its product as uncharacterized. Gene Ontology annotation, molecular function: nucleic acid binding; RNA-DNA hybrid ribonuclease activity. Gene Ontology annotation, biological process: DNA replication, removal of RNA primer. NCBI's taxonomy places the organism in Eukaryota, Metazoa, Arthropoda, Malacostraca, Decapoda, Palaemonidae. The transcript has a single exon. The coding region runs from base 1 to 762 and encodes 253 amino acids. The record is from RefSeq and is a predicted model, not a curated record.